Messenger RNA from Helicoverpa zea (corn earworm), 1566 nucleotides. RefSeq names its product serpin B8-like (gene serpin-13). The transcript is spliced from 9 exons. The record is from RefSeq and is a predicted model, not a curated record. NCBI's taxonomy places the organism in Eukaryota, Metazoa, Arthropoda, Insecta, Lepidoptera, Noctuidae. Bases 143 to 1483 code for a protein of 446 amino acids. Gene Ontology annotation, molecular function: serine-type endopeptidase inhibitor activity.
GAACCAUUAAUGACUCAUUUUGACUCCACACUCGUAUAACAAGGUUAGUUGCUCUGAGAGUUUAUCUGACGUGCAGACGUGUAUUGGGUUUUCCUUAAAAUUAACUCUUGAAAACAUUUAAAAAUCUACCGACGUACAAAAAAUGGAGAGCGGGGCUUGGGUUGUCUUAGCCCUUUCAACACUUCUGGUACAAUGGUCAGCACAAGAUGCAAUGGACGUUGAUGCAGUUUUGAGUACAACUGCAUCAACUACGCAGAUAGAAAACAAAAUAGCUAAUGAUAUUAAUAAUUUCGGUUACAAAUUAUUAGUCAAAAUGAUGAACGAAAGAAAAAAUAGUAACAUUAUAGUCUCACCGACAGGCGUAGCAGGUUUGCUAGCCAUGACACUACUCGGAAGUGUCGGGACGACACAUAAUGAAAUCGCCGAGACCCUCGGUUUUUCCCAAGAUAUUUUACAAAACCGCAAAAACCACGAACGGUUCGGUGAAUUACUGCAGGCUUUAAACGUCAACGAUUCUUCCAAAACGUUAUACGCUGAUGCCAUGUUCGUGGAUGCGCACGCGCCGGUACGCGAGUUGUACCGCAGUUAUUUAUACGAUGUCUACCAAGGAGAUGUACUCAGUACAGAUUUUAAACAAACCGAGGAAACUAAAAACUUAAUUAAUGAGUGGGUUAAUAAUCAUACAGAAGGAAAAAUAGAGCAUUUUUUGAAGAAAACUCUUCCUACGUCAACCAAAGUAGUAUUGUUGAGUGCGCUUUACUUCAGCGGUCAGUGGGAACAACCUUUUGCACCUGAAUACACAGCCAAGAUGCCCUUCAAAAGACCCACAGACGAGGUCAUGGUUGAUCUAAUGUUAAAUUUUGGAACAUUUCGGUAUACAUUUUCUGAGAAACAUGAUUUACAUAUAAUAGCACUGCCUUAUAAUGAUAGUGACACAACUAUGUAUGCUCUAAAACCACGGUUCCCAAAACAGCUCACACUGUUAGAACUCAUGGAAAAGAUUAACUUUGAGCACAUUGAUGAUAUAAUCAACCAAAUGAAUACAAGGAAAUGUGUUGUGCGGUUUCCCAAAAUGGAACUUAGAAGUACCACCAAUCUGGAGAAUACUUUGAAGGCCAUGGGAUUAAAAACUAUGUUUGUACCUGGGGAAGCUAAUUUUGCUCUUAUGAUAAACAGUAAUACAGUAGUAAAUCAGACUGAAGAGGAGUUAAUUUCAAGAAUAAAUGAUGAUAGUAUUGAUUCAAACAGGAAAUCAAACAUGUUGGCUAGCCUACCUAAUCCUGGAAUACAUGUAGACUCAAUACUACAUGAUGUGAAGAUAACAAUAAAUGAAUAUGGAACAGAGGCAGUGGCAGCAACCAGUGCUAUACUAGCCCGAUCAGCUGAACAGUUCUAUGCAGAUUCUCCAUUUUUCAUGUUCAUAAGAAAUGAACGAACUAAACUGGUUACUUUUAGUGCUGUAAUAUUUGACCCAACUGAUUGAUUUAUAUUAAUAAUAUUUGUCAACUUUAUGAUACAAAUGUAAGAACAAAUAUAUGUUUUUAUAAAUAAUAAGAAAAUAUUUAA